Molecule: messenger RNA, 1359 nt
Organism: Phaedon cochleariae (mustard beetle)
Lineage: Eukaryota; Metazoa; Arthropoda; Insecta; Coleoptera; Chrysomelidae
Source: the annotation of a GenBank genome assembly
AUGUUCAAUCUGAUCCUCGAGCGAUGCGUCGCCAUCUUGCAGGACCACCUCGACGCCCGCGACAAAGUGGCGGUAGCGACGACGACGCCUGCGGCCGGCGGCAAUUUACCGAGCGACGCACACGUCCUGCUGCCCGCCGUCAAGAUCUGGUGCGACUGGAUGAUGUGUCACACAGAAGUGUGGAAUCCGCCGCCGUCCACGCAGGAUUUCAAGAUCGGGUGUCCGGGAGAUGCCUGGAGCAGAUUGGCAACUCUCAUGAAUUUGCUGGAAAAGGCGGAUCAACCUGCUACAGCAAGUUUCAUCGAAAAUCCCGAAGAAGUUUGUGAUAGCAUCUUGAUGCGCCAGGUGAAAUUGUCGGGUUCGGUCAAAUUCCCAGACGGUUCAUUUUCGAAGGACACCGUCCUCACCGGCUUCACGCCGCUCAUGAAGCGCAAAUCGGCCGCCCCCGCCUAUGCGCCCGCCCACCUCGACCCCGACCUCGCGCACUCCGCUCUGCGCAUCUCUCGCCUUCUCUUCUUCGGCACGAUGUUCCUGUGCGGCCUGGAGCCGCCCGUGCUCAAGCUCGAGAUCGAAGACGGGCGCCGGGAGUACGUUUCGGUGGUGAGCCAGUCGACGGGCGGCCGAGGGUCGCCCGCGGUAGCCGCCCUUCAGUCGGAACAGAACAAUGACGUCUUGUUGGAGAGUUUCAGCGAAGACGAAGAAGAUGAACAGAAAGAACAAAUAACGGCGAACGCUUCCAAUGAGAUUAGGGAUCUCUUGACAAGAAAAGUGGAGUUGGAGAAACGACAGAGGAGUCAGGACUUGCAUAUGCAAAGGGUGAAGAAAAUCCUGAGCCAGUCUGUGGUCAGCGUCCAUAUGGAGAUACGGCCGAAGUAUUUGGUACCUGAUACCAAUUGUUUCAUCGAUCAUCUUGAUGGUAUCCUUACCAUUGCCCAGUCGAACUGUUACACCCUCAUGGUCCCUACCGUCGUCCUGAGCGAGUUGGAAGGCCUGUCGCGCGGCGGUCGCUCCCCCCUCCCAGAAUCGCGCCGCCACCGCCCUCUGGACCCGCAACACGUCAAACGCGUCGCCAUGUGCGCCAAAUCGGCGCUCGACUUGCUGCGCCAACGCCACUCGGCCGUCAAGUGCGUGACGACGAAGGGCGCCGUUUUGGCGUCGACGGCCUUCUGCACCGAAGAGGACGACGACGGCGGGGCGGCGGACGGGGACGGCGGGGCGAGAUGCAACGACGACAAGAUACUGAGCACGUGUCUGGUGGUGCUGCUCACCGACGACAGGAACCUGCGCGUGAAGGCGCACGCGCACGACCUGCCCGUCCGAGAGCUGCCCGACUUCGAGGCGUGGGCGGGACUGGGAUGA